AUGGUGGCAAUGGUGAAGUUUGGGAAAUCAUCUGCUAAUGGCUCAGAUCAGACAAAGGAUCAGGAUCUGCUGUCUCAUCUAUUGAGAAACCUGGCCAGUCUUUCAGGUACAGUUAAUGAAAGAAAUGCCCUACCGCCAGAAUCUCAAGAUUUGAGAAAUGUUGGGACAUCUCUUGAAAAUUCAGAAAAGGACCACCUUUUGCCUAUCAGACAAUGUGCCACUGUACCUGCAUCUGAAAUGACACCAAAGAGAAAAUUAACUGCUGGUGACACUCAUGUUGGGAUUCUACAUAAUACGUCUGAUUCUACAAAUGACAGAAUUUCGCCCAGAACAAAUGCCUUGGAGAAUACGAUGGAGAGGAAUAGAUUGAAUACCAUUGAUUUGAAUAAUGUAUAUGACGAUUCUCAGGACUGCACGGGCAACCUGGAGAGGUUUGAUGCCCCUGCAAAUCUAGGGAAUGGGUCUGUUGGUUGUCCUUUAUGGAUGCACCAAGACUCUCACAAGUCAACCCCACCUCAGACAAGUGGGAAUUCAGGUUCCACAUCUUCACAGUCACUGUCUAGUUCCAGUGGAGAGGCUCAGAGUCGCACAGAUCGAAUUGUUUUUAAACUCUUCGGAAAAGAUCCUAAUGAUUUACCUCUUGUUCUGAGAAAACAGAUCCUUGACUGGUUAUCCCACAGUCCCACAGAAAUUGAAGGCUACAUCAAGCCUGGUUGUAUCAUAUUAACAAUAUAUCUCCAAAUGGGAAAACCCACAUGGGAGGAGCUCUGCUGUGAUCUGAGCUCCAGUUUAAGGAGGCUUCUUGAUGGAUCCAGUGAUCCUUUUUGGAGAACGGGAUGGAUUUAUACUAGAGUGCGGCAUCGUGUAGCAUUUGUAUAUAAUGGUCAGGUUGUUCUAGACACACCCUUGCCGCAUAAAAGUCAUAAAAAUUGCAGGAUCUCAAGCAUCAAACCAAUUGCAGUUUCCGUCUCCGAGAGAGUUCAAUUUUUAGUCAAAGGCUUUAACCUUUCUCGGUCCACCACAAGGUUACUUUGCGCACUGGAAGGGAAGUAUUUAGUCCAGGGAAGUUGUUGUGACAUGAUGGAGGGAGCUGAUUUAUUCCUCGAGAAUCGUGAAGUCCAGUCCUUAAGCUUCCCUUGCUCGAUACCAAAUGUCAGUGGGAGAGGAUUUAUUGAGGUGGAAGACCAUGGUCUCAGCAGCAGCUUCUUUCCAUUUAUAGUUGCAGAGCAGGAUGUUUGUUCUGAAAUUUGUACACUGGAGAGUGUCGUGGAGGUUGCAGGAACUGCUGAUAAUAUACUCGGAGAAACUGAAAAAAUAGAAGCCAGGAAUCAAGCUUUGGACUUUAUACAUGAAAUGGGUUGGCUUCUUCAUAGGAAUUACUUGAAAUUCAGACUGGAUGGUAUGGAUCCCAACUUGGAUCUAUUCCCUUUCAAGCGGUUCAGGUGGCUCAUGGAGUUCUCCAUUGACCAUGACUGGCAUGCUGUAGUAGAGAAACUUCUAGGCAUUCUGUUCAAUGGUUCUGUAGAUGCAGGGGAGCACCCUUCUGUUGAACAUGCAUUGCUGGAGAUUGGCCUCCUCCACAAAGCUGUGCUGAGAAACUGCCGGCCUAUGGUAGAAUUCCUCUUGAGAUACUACCCAUACAGAGUUUUGGAGAAAUCUGGAUCUGAACAGAAGCAACAUUUUGAUGGGGGCUGUAACUUAUUUAGACCUGAUGCGAUUGGCCCUAGGGGCUUGACUCCUCUUCACAUAGCUGCUAGUCGAGAUGGCUCCGAGAAUGUAUUGGAUGCAUUAACUGAUGAUCCUGGAUCGGUGGGAAUCAAAGCAUGGAGGAGUGCUCGUGACAGUACUGGAUUGACACCCAAUGAUUAUGCGUGCCUACGAGGCCGCUACCUGUACAUUCAUAUGAUCCAAAAGAAAAUCAACGAGAAAUCAGGAAGUGGGCAUGUAAUGCUUGACAUCCCUGGUGCCCUUUUAGGCUGCAACAUGAAGCAGAAACUGGCAGAUGGGCAUAAAUCAGGGAAAGUUGCUAGUUUUGAAACAGAGAAGGCUGUAAUGAUAGCAAACAAGAAACGAUGCAAGCUAUGCGAACAAAAGUUGGCUUAUGGAAGUGGCAGAACAUCACUGGCAAUCUACAGGCCAGCAAUGGUUUCGAUUGUUGCAAUUGCUGCCGUCUGUGUAUGUGUGGCUCUGCUCUUCAAAAGUUCACCUGAGGUUCAUUGUGUGUUCCAGCCCUUCAGGUGGGAGCUUCUAAAGUAUGGAUCAAGGUAA
Molecule: messenger RNA, 2268 nt
Organism: Ilex paraguariensis (yerba mate)
Lineage: Eukaryota; Viridiplantae; Streptophyta; Magnoliopsida; Aquifoliales; Aquifoliaceae
Source: the annotation of a GenBank genome assembly